AAUAUAUCUUAGAUUUCGAGUUCCUAACACUACUAGCACUAUAUAUACCUUGCAGCUCUGCCUAUUUUCCCCCAGAAAAGCACACCAAACAGAGAAUUCUACUGAAGAAAAAAGAAUGGCAGCAGAGUCCCUAAACAACCAUCCAAUAAGAAAGAAUGCAGUAGUUACUGGAGGAAACAAAGGAAUAGGGUAUGAAAUAUGCAGGCAACUAAUGGAAAAGGGUGUGAUGGUAGUGUUAACAGCUAGGGAUGAGAAAAGAGGCAAAGAAGCUGUUGAAAAGCUAUUGAGAGAAGAGUCUUGUUAUUAUCAACAAAUGAAUCUUGUUGUGUUUCAUCAAGUUGAUGUUGUGGAUCCACAAAGUGUUUCCUCUUUGGUUGACUUCAUCAAAUCUAAAUAUGGAAAGCUUGAUAUUCUGGUAAAUAAUGCAGGAGUUAAUGGAUUAAUGGUAGAGGGAGAUGUUUCAAUCCUUCCUGAGAUGAUAGAACGGGAAGCUGCUCGAGGUCUGAGCAACACAACUGAGGAGGAUGAAGCUCCAAUCAAGUCAACUGGAAAAUUAAUCGAGAACUUUGGAUGGGCAGAAGAAUGUAUAAGCACCAAUUAUUAUGGAGCAAAAAGAAUGAUUGAUGCCUUUAUUCCACUACUCCUCUUGUCUCCUUCACCAAGGGUUGUUAAUGUUUCUUCUUUGCUUGGAAAGAUAAAGUUGGUAUCAAAUGAAUGGGCCAUAAAGGCUUUAAGUGACGGGGAAAACCUUACAACAGAAAAAGUGGAUGAAGUACUAAAUGAAUUUCUUAUGAAUUUCAAGGAGGAUCUAUUAAAAGAAAAAGGCUGGCCCAAUGUUUUUUCAGCUUAUAAAGUCUCAAAAGCAGCCAUGAAUGCAUACACAAGAAUUGUGGCCCAAAAGUAUUCUGCCAUAUGCAUCAACUGCAUUUGCCCAGGCUUUGCGAAGACAGACAUUACUUGUAAUACUGGGCCUAUGACUCCACAAGAUGCUGCUGAAGGCCCAAUACUUCUAGCUCUUUUGCCUGAAGAUGGGACUUCUGGCCAGUUCUUUUACCGGAAAAACAUUCUGACAACGUUCUGAGAAGCAACAACAACAUACCAGUGUAAUCUCACAAGUUAAUAAAGUGUUAGUCAUUUAUUGUAAGUGUUCUGAAGCUGCUUUGAAAAAUGUGGCAUGGACUUGCAAUAUUAUAGUUUAAAUUUAAAGGACAUGGUUAAUUGAAUUCAAAAUACUUUCCUUUUCUCUC
This is a messenger RNA of Lycium barbarum (goji berry), 1247 nucleotides long. Its product is annotated as (+)-neomenthol dehydrogenase-like. The record is from RefSeq and is a predicted model, not a curated record. Lineage: Eukaryota; Viridiplantae; Streptophyta; Magnoliopsida; Solanales; Solanaceae. Gene Ontology annotation, molecular function: oxidoreductase activity, acting on the CH-OH group of donors, NAD or NADP as acceptor. Gene Ontology annotation, cellular component: membrane. The transcript is spliced from 5 exons. Bases 116 to 1081 code for a protein of 321 amino acids.